GUGGGUGCUGUUUGUUUUGUGGUGUUUAUUUUUACUCUAAACAUUUCAUUAACAGUAUCAUUCUUUGAUAUUUCAUAAUACAAAAAUGAACGACUCUUACGGUUCGUUUAACUCCACGACAACGACUAGUUCUCAGGCGAGUCAAUUAAAGAUUGUGGAAAACGCUGACAUGUUGAAAGUAAAAGAAUAUGUAAAAAGUUUGUUAAAAACUCGUAUUUUCUUGGGACGUUACCUUGAAAGGUUACUCGCUGAUCAGCGGAUUGGUUACCGGGACAUCGUUAAACUCAGCCCAGCGGAAACGGAUUUGAAGAGGGAUUUGCUAGACGCACAGUCUAAGCUAAGAAGUGUAUUCUCUGGCACACACUGGAUUGGCAUUACGGACUCCGAAGCAGCGGGACAUUCCUCGGGGAUUUGUUUAUGGACAGAAAUAGAGAACCAACCAUUUGGAGUGUUUUGGUUUCAAAUCAAAAGUGUUAAAUUCCGUGACUUUGAAGUCAUUAUCCAAUUAAAAUGUUUAAGGCACAUCACUGAUGCCUUCAUGGAAGUCGAACCAAUAGUCUUAGGUCGUGCUGAAAAGCCAACCAUUGAGUCUACCCUCAAUGACACUGCAAAGGUAGUAAUUUCCAGUACAAAAAGUAUCUUCACGCUGGACGGCUUAAAAGAUGGUGUAACAUUCAUUUUUGUUUUUAUCAUAGCUGUGUUUACAGGUAGCAAUGCCUUUGUCCAAUUCCUCGGUAACUUUGUUUUAGCUCUAGUAAGAGAAAUGUCCAAUUUGGUUACAAAAUCAACACCACUCCUUUUGGGAUGUUUAGAUUUCUUGAGCAAGAUUGUUGGUGGGUUUUAUAUAUUGAUUGCAAUGAUUUUUAAGCCCAGUAACCCUAAUCCUUUAAAUAGGCGGACUAUUGCUUAUAAUAACAGACCUCAAACUACAUAUUAUAAUGAUAAAAAUUUUGAUUAAAAUCAAAAAAGGUGUAUUGUUAUAAAACUCAGUAAUAUAUGUAUAUAAAUGUUGAAGGUUUAUUAUUGGUGUGGAAUAUAGAGAGAUUAAUAAUAAUUUGCACAAUAUAGUGUAAUAGACAUAUUUAUCUAUCAGCCUUACUAACAUGUAACUGAUCAGCUUUCUACCACAUGGGAAAUUGGAUGUAGAACUUAGUCACCAUCAUUGGCAUGCACUUCUUGUGUGCACAUCAGUGGCAUGACUCAUGAACUUGUAUUGAAGGAAGAAUUUACCAAUCUGUACAAUUUGUACACAUAAUGCCGACUCUAGUUAAAAACCUUGUGCACACCACAGCGCCCACACUGCUUCAAUGCAGGAUAGUGGACUUGGGUAGUGACAUUUAACUCUAGAAAGAUCAAUAUUAUCAAAAGAUAGUAAUAAUAACAGAUAUAAGAAGUUGCUCAGCCGACAACAUGCAACCAAAUGAUGUAACUCUUGCAGAGAAAUGGACAAAUGUCAACCAAUAGCAGCACAAUCGGAUGUCCUUUUCAUUGUGUUGGGACAAAAUAGAUGCUGGUACUAUACCACUAUCAUUAAUUGACAUUUUGUCUAUUUCUCUCGACUACAUAUGUUGUUGGUUGCAUGCUAUCAAUUGAAAAAUUCUUUAAUAAAAUAUUCUUUUUACUCUCCAACAUGAUUCUAACUUCAUUAUUUGUAAACUUAAAUACAAAUCACUAGACCUACAGUAUACAGAAUGUUACCAGAAAUACUUCAUUUUUUGUUAUUACUGAUUUAUAUAAGAUUCUGCAACACAUUACAUAAGUAAUUAAUAAUGUAAGUAGUUUUAUUAAAGUCAUGAACAUCAUGUAUGAACAUGAUGUAUCAAACCAAAGUAUAAUUAAUGAUAAUAAUAAUUUCUUGCUUUCCAAGUGCAUGAGAUUAGAAUAAUGACAAUAUAGUGACAAUACUUUUUGUAUUGAUAAACCUAAUGUAUAUUUUAUUAGAUAUAUUUGUUUUUUGCUUCUAUUAAUAGGUAUAUUUUUAUGAUGCAUGCAAUUUUUAUGACAUCUCAGAAAUCAAGUGCAGGUGUCACUGAGCAGGUCAUACAGGUCGAGACGCGUAAAGCUUUGGUGUCUUGAUCGUCAAAGCUGUGUUGUAUGGUUCAAACGCAGCAUUAACAGUUUCUGCGGGGAAGCAUUCAGUUGAUUUUCCAGCAGCUUACAGAAUAGACGUGUCAACAUGGACAAUAUUUUGGAAAUUCUCCACCAAUUUUCUUUGACGAUUAAACUUUUAUGGCUGUUUUUUUUGUUUAUAAAUAAAGAAGGAUAAUUAUUCUAGACUAAUUCUAUGAAAUUGUCUUCGCCCAAGUCCAUUGUUCUACCCGUGACGCACUACGCAGCUAAUGAAAUAGAAUAAGAAAUGUUUAUUUGAAAUAUUCAGUAUAGAAUUACAGUGACGUCCAAUGAAAUGAAGGAGAAUGACGUCGCGCAGAGCGGGAACCCGCUCCUCACCGCGCUUGCCGUUCGCUGCUGACGCUGACUGCGACGGAACAAAGAUCAUUCUAUGCGUUUUUCAUGGGAUUUUUCGUCCGACACCGCAUGCCGCACAACGCAGCGUUGUGCGUUACGAUCAAGAGACCAAAGCUUUAGGCAACUACGGGUGGGAGAGAGGGGCGAUGCCGUCGCCGCGCCUCUACGUUACCGUUGAUAUUUAAAUUCUUGUCCUGUUAACGCAUUAUGUUCCGAAACGUCAUAAAGUUUGCAUGCCAUUGGGAAUUUGUGUAGCUAAAGGUGUCUAAAUUAAGCAUGAUGAAUUUUUGUGGGAUCUCAAUCUUUUUUGACUAUUAUUAUGUGUUGUAUUGUUUCAUGUCUGUACUAACAUAACAUUCCUUCUAUUGAAAUUUCUUUGUGCGAGUCAUUAGCAAAUUGUUUUGUACAUUAAUAUUAGAAAUACAAAUAAAAAUCAAGCUUUUAUAUAAAAGAAAAAAAUAAAUUAUACAGAUAUUGAAUAGAA
Molecule: messenger RNA, 2950 nt
Organism: Bicyclus anynana (squinting bush brown)
Lineage: Eukaryota; Metazoa; Arthropoda; Insecta; Lepidoptera; Nymphalidae
Exons: 1
Coding region: 86-958 (290 amino acids)
Source: RefSeq, a predicted model, not a curated record